Molecule: messenger RNA, 4107 nt
Organism: Coccidioides posadasii C735 delta SOWgp
Lineage: Eukaryota; Fungi; Ascomycota; Eurotiomycetes; Onygenales; Onygenaceae
Source: RefSeq, a predicted model, not a curated record
UCGACUAAACCGACCAGACACCACCACCAUCACGCUCCCUUUUUGAUUUUUGCCGCUCGCUCUUUUUUAUCUUUUUGCCCAUCUUGAACUAUUCUGUUGUAAUCCACCUUUGCCUGGCUUUAAUUCGUCUCUUCCACUUCGCCUACUAAACGUUGGGCGGAAAUAUAGUUCCUCUCGCUCUCUUCACUAUAUUACCACCCAGUGCCAGAUUCCUCUCUUUUCUGAGUCUUUCCUUUCCCUCUUCGUCUCCUCCCGCAUUUGUCGCUCUCUGUUGAUGUUGCUCUCCUUCUAAUACCACUGUUAUUACCAUUCUUAUUAUAUUAUAUACAUAUAUAUCUAUUUUUUCUUUUUUGCCCCGGAUAAUCAUUAUAACUCCCGACUUCGUUCUUCUAUUGCGUCCCUUGCCGUUUGCCUCCCCUCGUGGCAUGACUCUCUCAUCGGAUGCACCUCAGUCCUUCAUUUUUUGAAACACAAAAGACGACAAGCACAGAUAUACGUCCCUGAUAAUGCGUCUCUGACGAUUCCUGAUCUCGAUCAAGAAAAAAAAGGAUCAAGAAAGCCCACCAAGCGCAUCUCCCGCAAAAACCUACUCCGGUCGCAGGUAACCACAUACUUGCGAGCUUCUUGCAUGCCUUCCUCGAGCCGACCCAUCGAUUCUCUCCUUCAAACAGUCACUCCUUAGCACUCUGCUGCAUUGUUGAAAUUCCUCACGCUCCUUGAGCCCUCGCGCAAACGUCGUUUAAAGAGUCAGCAAUACUCCUUUGCAAAUUAAUAUAUACCCCAGGCAUUUUCAGCACCGAUAUUCGUGCGGAACUUGUCGAUCUAGUCGUAAUAACUUGAGCCACCACCAGGAAGAAAAGGAAAAAUAAAAAAUAAAAAAUAAAAAAAAUAAAAAAUAAAAAUAAAAAUAAAAAAAGCAUCCUCGUACGGUCGCUGAUUAUCUUUUCCCGCCAAACUUUUCUCGCCAUCCGUUGCACGGCAAAAGAAAAAGGGAAAGGAAAAAUAAAGGGCCCAAGUCUUGACGAAGCCGUUGACCACUAUGGAUGCAUACACACUCCAGCCUGGUCCUGCAGGGGGCCAACCUUCGUUCUUCUAUUACAACCCCGAUCCCGAUGCUCACCCGGGACAGCAUGGCUAUUUUUCAACCCACCCAGCCGAAAUGCACCCAGCAAACAACCAGCCAAUCUUUACCCACGAUCAGUAUUGCCCGCCCCAGCAACCGCAGAUCUCAGAACAGCACCACCUGCUCCACCAGCCAGGACCAAUGCAGCCCAUCGCACCGAAGAACUUCCUCAACGACGAAGCGAUGCUGAGCCCAAGCGUGUCGCCGCGACCGCUUCAUAUCAAACCAAGCAUCCUGCUUCACGGUUCUCCGGGAAUCCUCCCGAUCGACACCAACUGCAUGACGGAUUUCCAUACGUUCCCAUCGACACCUCCGUUGUCCACGUCGGGAAGCACGAUCAGCAGCCCUCCGUCGAGCUGUGGGAUGUUGCACACCCCUGUCAACGGUGGGUUCUACCGCAUUGAAGGCAUCGAGGGCGUGAAAGAAGGAUGCGAGGGAGAUGUGACAACGGAAAUCUUAGCCAGUGGUGACUGGACACGGUCUCAUUCCCCACCAUUGACACCUGUUUACAUCCAUCCUCCUGUCAAGUCUGCAUCUCCAGCUAGCGAAACCGUUAGCCACAACAGCGAGGAGGGUUUCUCCCAGGUGUCCACAAACAAUUCUUGCCCCUCGCUUUCUCCAUCCCCGUCCCCGGUCCUCACGUCCUUGACUUUGAAUGAGACAACAUCAGCCUCUCUUCCACCACCCCAGUGCAGCUCGGAUUUCUGUGAUCCCCGUCAAUUGACAGUGGAAUCAUCAGUCUUUUCUGGCUCCGACUUCCCGCCACUCCCGUCCCUCAGCUCCAGCGAAGACGAAGACAGUGAAAAAUUCCUUCUCAGCGUAGUUGGCGCUUCGGAGAAUUCGGACGGUAACGCAGCCAACAGCUUCACCAAUCCAAUCAACACUGUGCACGCAGUACCUUCCUUGCCCUCAUUUGAGAGUCUUUCGGACCUUGAUUCCGACGACGAAUUUGUGAGCGGAAUCGUCAAUUUCACCGUGUCCGACGACACAUUCUACGUGGGCGACAAGCGCCGACGAAUUGCUCUAUAUCCAUCUGAUGAUGAUGACCUGAUCAGCGAACAAAGUCUAGAAGAUUUGGAGGAAAACGAACUUCUUGCUCAGCCAGAUUUGCACAUUCUCGAUUCCGAAAUGCCACAGCCAAGCCCGACCGAGGUCGAGCCAACGAAAGCAAAGAAACGCUCAAAUUCACGGAAGUCAACGAAACGCUCGACGUCGUCCAUGAGCAACGAGCGCAAUGCGAUUCUCUACGAGACUGAAGGUAACAUGAACGGAGACAAUGCCAACGGAGAUGCAUCGGCCACCCAGCCUCAACAACAGUCUGGUUCCCCCAACCAAGAGAAUUCCGGACCUAAACCUCCCUCUGCCAAUGCUCCCGGAGCUCCUGCACAUCCCCCAGUUGUCCCCGUCAGCCGUCGCGGUCGCAAGCAAUCCUUGACAGACGAUCCUUCUAAAACAUUUGUGUGUUCUCUCUGCUCUCGUCGCUUCAGACGCCAGGAACAUCUCAAGCGCCACUAUCGUUCACUUCAUACUGAGGAGAAGCCAUUUGAAUGUACAGAAUGCGGGAAGAAGUUCUCUCGCAGCGACAAUCUCGCUCAACAUGCGCGAACCCAUGGAAAUACUUCUGUCCUUAUGAAUGUUGUACAGCCGCGGGAAGCUCGCCCGCCCCCUCCGCCUCCUACGGCCCCGGCGGGCCCUGCACCCGCACCUCCAACGUAUGAACAGGACGCCGGUGCACUGGGAGCUGUGCUUUAUGAAGCCGCACGCGCGGCUGCAUAUCAGUCGACCACGAGCGAAUCGUCUGAUAGCAGUCUCUCUUCUCCCCGAAGCGUCGAGUCCGACCGCAAGCGGCCUAUCAAGAAGCGCAAGCGGGAGCAGUCUGGAUGAUUUUUCACAUCUUCUGUAUGAUAUUUCCCUGUUACUAGGAUCCCUAGACUGAUAUCUAUAUCUGUCUAUUUGCAAUUGUCUGGUCCAGGCCAUCUCAUGAAAUGAAAGAAAUCAUCUCUCCGCCCCCCUUUUUCCGUGACAGGGAUAUACAGGCGUCAUAGGUGUGGGCAUUUGGAGCAUCGGUUUUACUUGGACCCAACUCUGCCGUUGCGAGUUGGGCGCUGUUUGGCAUUACCUCUCGAGGAACUCUACUGGUGCUUUGUUUUGAAAGAAAGGGUCAUAAUAUACGCUGCAUCAUUCUACACUAUAGACAAGGGGCUGGAGGAAAGGAGUUCUUGGGAUUAUUCUUUUUUUUUUUGAUCAGUCGAAACACACCACCAUCCUCGAAUGAUGGGCGGGUGGACUAGGAAACGGGAUAAAGCGACGGAGCAAGUUACUCAAAUCAUAAUAGCCAUUGUUUUUGUCUCCUCCAUCAUAAUCUCGUCGUUGUCAUUGCUGUGUUUGCGUUGAUACUGUUAUUGGCAUCUGCGUUGGAUUGGCUAAUGGUUGCGUUUUUCCUGUAGAUCUAUUACUUUUCUUUUGUGUCCAGCCAUUGAUCCUCACAUCUGUGAUGACUCUCCUCAUCUUUUUAUUAACUUUUUUUUUUCUACUUCUUUAUUUUUUUUGCUCUUCUCACUAUUUUGCCACUUUGUGGACUCCCCUUUCAUUUCUUCUCACUUCUGUUGUAUAAUAUUCCCCUUUAAUCACUUUUGUCCUUGGUACCAAAAUAUUCCAAUCCGCCCUGCCCUUCUGGCUUUUUCUUUAUUCUCUUCUCUCUGGCCUGAUUCCCAAUCAAGCUUGUCUGAUCCUGAACCUUCUUACGUGGCUGGCCACGGCCUCCUUUCCCUUUUUUUUUUUGUCUUUCACUUCAAUUCGUCGACAACUUUGUCUUAUUCUCAACCGAAUUUUUUUUUUUUUUCUUUUUCUCUUUUUUUCUUUGCCUUAUUGCCUAGUUAUUACUCUUCGAUCUUUGCACGUCUUGUUUAACACCCUUUUUUAUUACUAGCAGAUUCGAGCUUCCGAUGAGUGUCUCUCCAGGUCAUUAGAAAUCUAGAUAUACC